CAAUUGUUGCAAGAAACACGAUAAACAAUUUCAAACUUAAAAUAAAGUGCAUAAAAACAACUAAAGCUUUGCUAGCAGUUAAAGAAACGUGCUAAUGUAAGUUGAAAUUGUGAAAAAGAGACGCCGAGAACUUUUGUGUAGGUGCAGCACACAUGUAUACAAAGAACGUGCAAGUUUAAAUAAAAAACACACAGCAGCAAACUGAAUAACAACAGGCAUAGCAGUCAACAGGAGCAGCAGCUGCAUCGCCCACGCAGCCAACAGCCACUAUUAGCUCACAUGGGUGGCAACAGCACAGCCGCCAACUCAAGCGCUUUCAGCGCAGGCGGUUACAUUGGACCCACCACUAGCCUGGGUGCAGCUGGCGGCAGUGAUCUAAUUCCUGCGCCCAUUGGCACGGGACAAUCCUACACAUAUGGCGGCACCAGCUGGGAGGAGUUUUGUGACCGGCAUGCGCGUGCUGCUGCCAGCGACUUUGCCAAGGCUUGCAUUAGCUACAUUAAUGGCAAUCUGCCGCCAGAGGAGGCACGCAACAUACCACAUCGCAGCUUUGCGCUCAAGUUUGCCGAAUGCUUUCCAGAACACUUUGACACGGAGUUCUUUAGACGGCGCAGCAAUCUAAAGAGCGGCAUCGGUUCGCUGUUUAAUGAGAGCACAAGCGGCGCUGACUUUGAUAGCGAGGAGCAUGAGGUGUCACGCCUGUUUCCCAAAUCCUUGCUGCGACGCCUCAGCUUUAAGGGAUUACGCAAGGGCAAGAAGCUGCUCUUUUUGCAGGCAUUCUUUCACAAAAAUUCAGACGAUGUGGACGGCGUGGGUGGGAGCAACAAGAGCAGCAAAACCAAGCUGGCUAAAAUUGUGGUCGAGUGUCGCAAGGAGGGUAUUGUUAACAAUUUGACAGCCGAGAGUUUGGACUCUACAACCGGAACCCAAAAGUGGGAAAAAUGUCGCUUGGCGUUGGUCAAAGCUGUGGGCGGUUAUAUGUUGGAGUUUUAUACGCCACCAAAAUCGACAAAGCCACGCAGUGGCGUCUUUUGUUUUCUCAUCUCAGAGGCACGCGAAACAACCACAUUGGAGAUGCCCGAUCGCUUGAAUACUUUCGUAUUAAAGGCGGACAACAACAUGGAGUAUGUCAUUGAAGCGGAAAGUCCAGAGGAUAUGCGCAGCUGGCUGGCCACUAUACGCUACUGCAUGCGCACGCCGCCCACACAGCAGCCUAUGCUUGAUAACGAUGUCAUUGCAGCAACAGCGGCAAUGCAGACUUCACCAGUCAGCACCAAUCCGAAUCCCGGUCCAUUGGCUGGCAUACAAAAUCCACAAUAUCAGCAACAGGGCGGCGGCGGCAGUGGAGGCGUACUGCUCAGCAACUCGAAUGGCAAUUUGGUUAAUUCACAGUCCAUGGACAGCGCCUUGGUUGCCGGCACAGCUACAUCUGCAAACGAAUUGCAAAACAUUGCCAGUCCGCAGGAGCUGAGCAGCACGCCUCCAGAUAUGCCAACGACGCGUUCAUUACGCGGCGAGCAACGAUUGUCCGCCUCGAGCAAUUUCGAUGGCAACGAGCAACUCGAAUCAGAAUCAGACUUGAAUGUAACCGAUUUAACUACGGAGAUGCGUUUGUUCCCUUGGUUCCAUGGCACUUUGCCGCGUGCUGAGGCCGCACGCAUGGUGCUUCAAUCGAAUGCAGCCGGUCAUGGAUACUUUCUGGUGCGGCAGAGUGAGACGCGACGCGGUGAAUUUGUACUCACAUUCAAUUUCCAAGGACGUGCGAAGCAUUUGCGUCUGACCAUCUCCGAGAAGGGUCAGUGUCGUGUGCAGCAUUUGUGGUUCCCCACCAUACAGGAGAUGCUCGAGCAUUUUCGCCAUAAUCCCAUACCGCUCGAGUCUGGCGGCACUUCGGAUGUGACGCUUACGGAUUGGGUGCAUCAUACCAGCAGACUUAAUGAUCUAAAUGCCAUGGCCACAGUUCCCGCAACAGCAACAAGCAACAACCAUGAUCAGGCCGCCGAUGAGGGAGCAGCGGGCAGCUCUAACAAUGCUAGUGCCAAUGGGCAUCCAUCCCCGAGACAUUGCAACGAAGUGAUUACCAUGAAUCUAAGUGUUCGCCUAAAGACAAACGAAAUCGAACUACCACAGGAGCAGCCAACACACGUCUUUUUUCCGGAGCAAGUCUACUUCCAUUUGGAUCAAAAUCCGCUGGCCGUGCAUAAUUCAUCGCCAUCAGCACAUCAGGCUUUUCUGGAUGCGCCACACUUGCGUGCCUCAAAUGCAUCACUGCAGGCAGCACAGCACGGCACAACGACGCGCUCUCAUGGCGGAGACACCAAUGCUGGUGGUGGUAGUGGAUCAUCGGGUGGAGCUGUCGGCGGCACCAGUGGCAGUGGCAGCGGAUCUGGAACUGGUAACGAGUGUAGCGGUCGCGCCAUUGAUAAUCAGUAUAGCUACACUUAAAGGGCACGCCGAUAUUGAUUUUGAAUUUCUAGCGCGGAAUUUAUUUUUGUGCCAUUGCGUAGCAGCAACUAAAAAAUCUAAAUACUUUUGUUCAUUUUGUUUAUUUCUGUUUUAUAUGUAUUCGUAUUUGUGCGUAGUCGACUAUUUCUUGUUUCUAUUAAUGUAAGUAUACUUUCUGUAAGACAAUGAUGUAACUGAAUAUUAUUAUGAUAUUGUAUGGCAUUAUAUAGCUAAAUGUGUGUUCAUUUUAAGUACAUAUGUAUAAGUGUUGUAUGCAUUACAAACAAAAAAACAAAACAAAAACGUAAUCGUGUAAAUUUUGCACCAAAGGUGCAACAUUUGCGAAUCCUAAAACUUCCUGCUUUACAAAAAAUAAAGAUAUGAUAAAUACA
Messenger RNA from Drosophila busckii, 2837 nucleotides. It is a transcript of the gene Lnk, whose product is annotated as SH2B adapter protein 1. The transcript is spliced from 4 exons. Gene Ontology annotation, biological process: intracellular signal transduction. The coding region runs from base 280 to 2445 and encodes 721 amino acids. Gene Ontology annotation, cellular component: plasma membrane. NCBI's taxonomy places the organism in Eukaryota, Metazoa, Arthropoda, Insecta, Diptera, Drosophilidae. Gene Ontology annotation, molecular function: transmembrane receptor protein tyrosine kinase adaptor activity. The record is from RefSeq and is a predicted model, not a curated record.